UAUAAGUUAGCGUCCAAGAUAAAAAACGCAUCAAAACGAAAAAUCUGGUCGACGCAAUACGCUUAUUAUCGCUUAUUAGUUAAUAGUUAUUAAUUAUUACUAUUUACUACCUACUUACGUAGACUCGUACGCAACUAUACAAACGAUUUUUAAUAUUAUUAUAUAAUUAUUAUAUCGACACAUAUCAAUAGUUUGAUACCUAAUGUUAGUAAUUUAUCUUGAAUAGGUAAUAUGUUUAUAUUAUAUUAUUAUCCAUGUAAUUUCUUAUUUAUGUAUACUGUACUCCUCGGGUUGGACACACGUUUAAUAAUCGCAUAAAAGAUUAUACAUUUAUUGCGAACAAUUCAUUGCAUGAAGAUAGUUGCAUCCAUGAGAUUGAGGCAAACUCAGGAGCGUAAGAGUAUUUUAAGAAGAAGAAACUAGCGAAGUUUGGCCGUUGUUGAACUAAACAAAAUAUACAAUGUUUGAUCUUAUCAAGCUGGCCUUUAUGGCUUGUGAUGAAGAUGCAAAAGAAUGGUAUAACACUGUCCCUAGAAAUGUUGUUAGAGUUGAUGUGCAAAAUUGUUGUAUAGAACUAAUUAAUGUCACAAUGGAAAACCGUAUAAAUCCAUCAAAUACUGAAUUGUGUGCAGAAGCAGCAUUCUAUGGCCAUCUUGACUGUUUAUCAUAUGCUCAUCGUUUAGGAUAUUUAUGGAAUGAAACGACAUGUGCAUCAGCAGCAUGCAGCGGACAACUCGAUUGUUUGGAAUACUUGAGAGAAAAUGGAUGUGCAUGGGAUGUAGAAACAUGUAUAUAUGCUGCAUGUAAUGGUGAUUUGCUUUGUUUAAAAUAUGCAGUUGAAAAUGGAUGUCCGGUUACCAAAGAUGCAAUGAACUGUUCUGCAAAAAAUGGUUAUUUAGACUGUUUAAAAUACUUGCAUGCCAAGGAAGUAAUGUGGGACGAAUUCACAUGUUCAUAUGCUGCAGAAAACGGUCAUAUUGACUGUUUAAGAUACCUCCAUGAAAACGGGUGCCCAUGGAACGAACAUGUAAGCUACUGGGUUGCAUUGAAUGGUCAUCUUGAAUGCCUAAUAUAUUCCCAUGAACAUGGAUGUCCAUGGAAUGACCUAGUAACCUGCUUCGCUGCAAUAAAGGGACAUUUAAGCUGCAUGAUAUAUGCUCAUGAACACGAUUGUCCAUGGCAUGAAGAUACCACUUUCUAUGCAAGAAUGGGCAGACACACAGAUUGUUUAAUUUAUGCCCUUGAUAACGGUUGUGAGUUGAAUGAUAAAAAAUACACAAAAUAACAAUUGAACUAUCAACUGAAGAAUAAUAUUAUAUUAAUUUCAAACAGAUUAUUUAAUGUUUGCCGUGUAUAUAACUCAAUGAUUCCUAAAAAAAAUACAAGCUUGUACUUUUUU
Molecule: messenger RNA, 1399 nt
Organism: Acyrthosiphon pisum (pea aphid)
Lineage: Eukaryota; Metazoa; Arthropoda; Insecta; Hemiptera; Aphididae
Product: ankyrin repeat and SOCS box protein 2
Exons: 3
Coding region: 461-1285 (274 amino acids)
Molecular function (GO): protein binding
Source: RefSeq, a predicted model, not a curated record